Linum trigynum is the source of this 1227-nucleotide messenger RNA. Lineage: Eukaryota; Viridiplantae; Streptophyta; Magnoliopsida; Malpighiales; Linaceae. The record is from the annotation of a GenBank genome assembly.
AUGGCCACUCAUGCAAAGCGCAAGUUCUUCUCCGACCUGAAGCAUUACUUCUGGGAGGAUCCUUACCUCUUCAGGAUCGGAGCAGAUGGCGUGAUCCGGCGCUGUGUCAUGGAGCACGAGAUGGGAGACAUCUUGUCUCAAUGCCACGAGGGGCCUACUGGAGGUCACCAUGGAGGAAACCGCACGGAGCGGAAGGUGCUACAGUCGGGCUUUUAUUGGCCCUCACUCUUCAAGGAUGCAGACACCUUCACACGACAGUGCGACCGCUGCCAAAGGUCAGGUAACAUUUCUGCCCGGGAUGAGAUGCCCCAACAUAUUUAUGUCAUCUGUGAAAUUUUUUAUGUUUGGGGUAUCGAUUUCAUGGGCCCCUUCCCUCCAUCUUUUGGCAAUCUAUACAUUCUGGUUGCAGUGGACUACGUCUCGAGGUGGGCAGAAGCUCAAGCCAUGCCCACCAAUGAUGCAAGAUGGCUCUGCUCAUUUCUGAAGCAGCUGUUCUCCCGGUUCGGGACACCCCGCACCAUCAUUAGUGAUAGAGGAACCCAUUUUCAAGGGCAAUUCACUAAACUCCUCUCUCGCUAUGGUGUUAAGCAUCUGGUGUCGGUGGCUUACCACCCCCAGUCAAAUAGGCAAGCCGAGCUGACGAACCGGGAGCUUAAACGGAUAAUUGAAAAGACGGUGGAUCAGUCCCGCAAGGAUUGGUCCACCAAGCUCGAUGAUGCUCUUUGGGCAUAUAGGACGGCCUAUAAAAACCCGAUUGGCACUUCUCCCUAUAGGCUUGUCUAUGGGAAGGCGUGUCAUCUGCCAGUAGAGCUAGAGCACAAGGUCUUCGGGGCCAUUAAGCUGCUAAACCUGGAUUUGAGUGUUGCAGGUACUGAACGUAAGUUGCAGCUGCUGGAGUUGGAGGAAUGGUGUUACCACGCCUACGAGAACACCCUGCUCUACAAAGAGCGAACCAAGCAUCUCCACGACGCUCGGUUAAGGGGCCCGAAGGAGUUUCAGGUAGGUGAUCGUGUUUUGCUCUUCAAUGCACGCCUGAAACUCUUUCCAGGCAAGCUACGUUCGAGGUGGUCGGGACCCUUCACGGUCACCCAAGUUUUCCCGCACGGUGCGGUGGAGAUCGGCAAUGCUCAAAUCGAGCCAUUCAAGGUGAAUGGCCACCUCCUAAAGUUGUACUUGGGAGGUGCUGUCGAGCGCGCAGAGCUGCUGAUCAAGCUCGAGGACACUUAG